UUGUAUACAGAUGAAAAUAAUGGUAAAAUCAUGAAAGAAUUUGUGGGUUUACGAUCCAAAAUGUACGCUUUUAACUUAGAGAAUAAGACUAUAGCCAAGGCAAAAGGGGUAAAUAAAUGUAUCACUAAAAAGAUGACAAUGAAUAGUUAUAAGUCUUCUCUAUUUAAUAAAAAAGUGCAAUAUUAUAGUAUGCUUAGAUUUAAAUCAAUUAAACACACAAUUUUCACACAAAAAUUAAAUAAGAUAGGUUUAUCAUAUAAUGACACAAAGAGACAUAUUUUAGAUAAUAAUAUUGAAACAUUAGCUUGGGGUCAUUAUAAACUGCGUUAA
Messenger RNA from Parnassius mnemosyne (clouded apollo), 330 nucleotides. NCBI's taxonomy places the organism in Eukaryota, Metazoa, Arthropoda, Insecta, Lepidoptera, Papilionidae. The record is from the annotation of a GenBank genome assembly.